Messenger RNA from Fundulus heteroclitus (mummichog), 8844 nucleotides. RefSeq names its product cholinergic receptor, muscarinic 2a (gene chrm2a). Gene Ontology annotation, cellular component: plasma membrane. The coding region runs from base 325 to 1833 and encodes 502 amino acids. NCBI's taxonomy places the organism in Eukaryota, Metazoa, Chordata, Actinopteri, Cyprinodontiformes, Fundulidae. The transcript has 3 exons. Gene Ontology annotation, biological process: regulation of heart contraction; adenylate cyclase-activating adrenergic receptor signaling pathway. The record is from RefSeq and is a predicted model, not a curated record. Gene Ontology annotation, molecular function: G protein-coupled acetylcholine receptor activity.
CCCGCUUUCUCCUGUGCAGCCGAUGCGCUUCUCGUCUCCAGAACCUCGUCUCCACAAGCAUGUCCUCAGACAUGCAGCCACGGUGGCAUGAAGCGACCCAAAGGAUGCGGCCAGAGCAGCAUUUGCGCGGCGGCCAUGGCUAUUAACCAUGCGGCUGGAGCCAGAUACGCCCAUCGUUUGCUUCUGUCGGAGAAACGUCUCUUUGGUGCUACCCUCAGUGCAGGCUCUCUGAAUAUGCCAGCGAAGCACAUGAAGGCCCUGCGGACUGCUUAACGCUCUCUGGUUCCAUCUGAGUCGUAGGUGGCAACAAAGAAACCAAAUGCCAUGGAUGUCCUUAACUUUACAUACUGGAAUGCCUCUGAAGGCAAUGAGACAGAAGCCGUGGAAGAGAGAGACAGCCCUUACAAGACCGUGGAGGUAGUGUUCAUCGUGUUGGUGGCUGGCUCGCUGAGUUUGGUUACCAUCAUCGGCAAUAUCCUGGUCAUGCUGUCCAUCAAAGUGAACAGGAACCUUCAAACUGUCAACAACUAUUUUUUAUUCAGCCUUGCAUGUGCUGACCUAAUCAUUGGACUUUGCUCUAUGAACUUGUACACAGUAUAUAUAGUAAUAGGCUACUGGCCCCUGGGGCCGGUGGUGUGCGACUUGUGGUUGGCUUUGGACUAUGUUGUCAGUAAUGCAUCUGUCAUGAAUCUCCUCAUAAUAAGCUUUGACAGAUACUUCUGUGUCACCAAGCCCCUGAGCUACCCUGUAAAGAGAACCACCAAAAUGGCAGGAAUGAUGAUCGCUGCUGCCUGGGUCCUUUCUUUCAUCCUCUGGGCACCUGCCAUCCUCUUCUGGCAGUUCAUCGUUGGGGGACGGACGGUGCCUGAGAGAGAGUGCUACAUUCAGUUCUUUUCCAAUGCCGCUGUCACGUUUGGAACCGCCAUCGCCGCCUUUUACCUGCCAGUCAUCAUCAUGAUUCAGCUGUACUGGCAAAUUUCGAGAGCAAGCAAAAGCCGAGUGAAGAAGGACAACCGCAAGCCGUCCGGAUCCAACCCAGAGCCUUCGUUACCUGGCCAGAGGAGAGAGAGCACUCCCAAACCCAACAACAACAACGUAGCUGGGGAAGACGGAGCCCAUUCCCAGAACCAGAGUGCGGAUGAUGGGGCCAACCAGCAUGACGGAAAACUUCAGAAUGGCAAAGGCCCCUCAUCCUCUACUGCUGACGUGGAAACUGAGGGUGACAGCGUGGCGAAGGAGAACUGCGCUCCUGCAGAGGAGAAGGAGAGCUCAAACGACUCGACAUCCGGCAGUGUGGCGGCUUCCAAUCAGAAGGACGACGAACCAGCGGCGUCCGCAGCCAACUCCAGCGCUGAGGCCACCCAGCAGCUUCCGCGGCAGCGAGCCAAAGCGGGCGGCUCCAAACUGACCUGCAUUAAGAUCAAAACCAAGUCCCCGAAGGGCGACUACUACACACCAUCAAAUGCCACGGUCGAGAUUGUCCCAACCACGGAGCGUCAGAACCACGUGGCCAGGAAGAUCGUGAAGAUGACGAAGCAACCCCCAAACAAGAAGAAGAAAGGCGCCCCGUCGCGGGAGAAAAAAGUCACCCGCACCAUCAUGGCCAUCCUGGUGGCUUUCGUCGCCACCUGGACUCCGUACAACGUGAUGGUGCUCAUUAAUACUUUUUGUUCCAGCUGCAUCCCCGGCACUGUUUGGACUAUCGGUUACUGGCUGUGCUACAUCAACAGCACCAUCAAUCCGGCCUGCUACGCUCUGUGCAAUGUCACGUUCAAAAAGACAUUCAAACAUCUUCUUCUGUGCCAGUACAAAAACAGCAGGUCAGCCAGAUAAAUACAAGCCCCCCCUUUGGAGGAGGCGUUGAACUAGGGUGUGCCUGUGUGUGUGUGUGUAUGUUGUACGUGUGGGGGUUUGUCGUAAGUGUCUCUGUGAUAGAAAUGCGCGAGGACGAGACAAGAACAUUUCAAAAUCACUUUCUACCAUUUUGUCGUUAGUUUUCCAUUUUCUCUCAACAACCUGUUGUAGCACUUUAUUCCUAAUCAACUGAAUUUGGUUGCUGUCACUUGUCUGUGUUGUGCAGAAGCAGCGUAUGUAAUGAGGGUUUAAAAAAAAGAAAAGAAAAACCUUAUUUAGAGUUGUAACCUUGAAAAAAAUUAAAUAAACAGCUAACAGAAGGAGAGUAACCGUGAAAGACGCUGAGCAAAUUGAUAAAAACAAACAAAAAGAAGAAGAAGUAAAGCUAAAAAAAAGGCAGAGGACACUUCCAAAUGGGAAAAUAGGGCUGACUGAAUUUCCAAACCUUACAAGUUUAAAAUUCGGUCAAGACACUUGUAGAUAACUGUACAUAAACGGUGUGUGUUCUAUUUGCGUGUACGUAUGUGGGUGUGGGCUGGCGUCGUGCCCGCGCACACGCCCGCCUGCGCUUCUUUGCUUGCCUUCUUUCUACGCGUGAUCAUCCUCAGCACGGCUCUUCCUACCGGCGGUAUACAGAAGAAAUGUCACCGUUGUGUUUAGUCCUCUGCGGAUUUCAUCCUGAUUGGUAGUUAUUCUUUCUAACACCAAAAAAAAAAAGCUUCGGUGAAGAUCAGUAGGCACAACUUAGUCAAAGAUUAAUGCAAUAAAGUUUAACUUGUCAAAUCUGCACAUCGGAUAACCAAACUGAAACAUCCAUAAUACUGAAACAUUACUAUUGUGGCUUCAUAUUAGUUUAAAAGAGCAUAUGUUUUUUUAAGCUUUAGUGAUGAGUAAAUAUCUUUCACAUUAACGGGGUGUUUGGAUCUUCUAGAAGACAGUCUAAGAAGAUUACUAUACCGAGUUCCCAUCUAAGUCUCCUAAAUGUCUUAUAUUCUUUGGAUAUUCUUCAUCAAAAUGACACAGAAUAUUUUCACCACUUAAAAGAAACAUCUGACCUUCAUUUUUGAAAGUUUCCUGAUCAUAGUUCAAGACAAUAAAGAUUGUCAAGAAAACUGCCAGCGACUGAAUUUAGAUUUUUUUUCUUCUCUUAUUCAAUAAUAUUUCAAAUUCCACCCUUGGGGCCUGGAAUCCAGCGUGUUUUAGGUGUGUCCAUGCUCUAAUGCAGCAAAAUCACAUAGUUAAAUCAUCUUCUUAGCAUAAUAACAGCUUCUGCAUAGACCUGGUAACAAUAAGCCAAGCAGCUAAAGGAUGCAUGUCAGCUGUCCCUAAAGAACAGGAAUUGGACAACCAUGGCUAAAGGUUCUACAGAGAACCAUUGUUUUGGGAUGUUUUCUCUAGAUGGCGCACAGUAGGGACACCUGUAAAUAAGCACAUUUCUGAUGUAACAUCCUGCAUUUUUUUUUUAUAGUACUGAAAAAAGAAUGACUUGUGGGUAAAAACAAACGAAGUAAAGCUCGCACAAGUCCUUAUUUGCACGAUGCACCACUUAUUUUGUCCAAGAAGAGGAUAUACGCAAACACAAAGCCUAAUUUGGACCAAUAAAAGUAGAACGGGAAGGAUUACACAAAGAGGUUGUGACAGAGACUGCUAUCAUAUCGUCACAUUUCUAUUUUGUGAGGCUUUUCUUUCAAAUAAUUUAGGAAAUACAGCUUGUCAUGUACUCUUAAAGUGAAAAUAAAAGGGAAUAAAUGAAGGCACACAGAUCAGACAACCAAAAUUAAACAAACAAACAAAAGAAAUCUAUUCAUAUAUGGCAUGAAAUUGUUCAGUCCCACUUUUUCAUUUGCCAGAAUUCUCAUCAGAUCGCCCGUUAAUGCUGACGGUGUCAGUUUUUUUAUGGCAACUAUUAGGAAAUGUAUGUUUGCCGUCAAGUUGUUGAGAACCCGGUGAGUCAAACAGGAGGUAGGAGCUCAGAGCCGUCCUGUGUUAGGGUCUGUGGGAGGGCAUUGUGUGCUGUAUGUGUGAGAAUGCGUGUGUGUGCAGAGGAGGGGAUGACUUGAUCUGGUCUUUCGGAUUCGUUGACGGACAUCAUGGCGAACUCCUGGAUGUGUGUGGGUAUGCCUGCUGACGUGUGCUUGCGCGCUCCAAGUGUGGAGUUGACUUCUGAUCACAGGUCUCAGCCUCGUGAUUUUAAAAAGGGCUACUUUUGAUGUCUCCAUACACUUGUUGUGACUCUUCUCCAUUUCAUAUCCUAAUUGAUUCUCACCCAUCGUAGUUGAAUUAAAAGUGACGAGUCGCUGUGUUUGCUUUCGUGCCAGCAGAAACGAGAAAGAAAAAAAUAUCAAUUUACCGAGAGGCAUGUUCCGUGUUUCCAUGCAUGUCAUCCAUCAUUUCAGCCUAUUAGACCAUUCUCGGUUACAGUAAUGCGGCUUGCUCGUUGGAGUGAUGAAUAUGCAGCAGCAUUUGCCAUCAGGAGGUUGCCACAGUGGCUGGUAGGGGGGCUUUGCUGAGAUUUACGCCUGCACCGGAUAGCUCCUUGAGGCUGUCGGCUUUAAAGAGAGAUCUGGGACAGAUCCUAUAAUGAAAACUCACCAUGAGGCUGAUCAGAUUACGGGCCGAUGUGGAACACCUACAUUUUAGAUUAAAGGCUGGCCAUUACACGCUCAGCUUGGGGUUGCAUGCUACAAGCCGGUGCCCCACUUACGGCAUUGCUCUUCACGUUCGUUAUCUUUGUAUGGUCUCUAAUUCUCGUAAGGUCAUGGCUGUAACAUAAAUAUUCCAUGUGCAACUGUGCUGAGCGCCGUGUUACUUAUUAACGUUUUCAGUAUGUUGCCCCUGAAAUCUUUCCUCCAGGUAGAUACGAUUAUUAAUACGUUUAAGGCUCCGAUACGACAGACUUAACAUUCAUAUAUUUGCAUCUUACCAACUGAAAGACCUGUUGAAUUUCUGAUCAGCAAAUAUUAUUUUCUAAACUUUUCCAUGAGGACCGGUCCAUUUAUUGUCUAGUUUAGUUCUUCGCUUCCCUUGAAUAUUUGCUCAUUUCGUCAUAUUACAACGACAAACCGCUACUGUCAUGUCUUGAACAGCUUUUCAAAUCUCUAUCAAUGUUGCCCAUUCUUUUUUUGGAAAAUAGCGCAAUCGCAGAGGGCAUCUGUGAGGAUCCAUUUCCAAAUUUUGCUACAGGUCCUUAAUCAGGUUUGGGCCUAGACUUUGACUGGGCCAAUCAGAGACGUGAUGAUUUGACCAAACUCAUUCCUUUCUAGCUCUGAGCGCGCUUUUAGAGUUGCUGUGCUACUGAAAGGUGAACUUCUGACCGAGCCUCAAGUUACUUGCAGGCUGCAGCAGGUUUUCUUCCAGGAUUGCUCUGUAUUUAGCUACAUUCAUCUUCCUAUCAACUCUGACUAGUUCUGUUUUGGUCUUAUCUAACUAGAGUACCUUCCUCCGCAUUUGCCGUGUCCUCUGCAUGGCUUAUCAUACACUGCAAAUAGCCACUUCUUUUGGCUUUCUCAUUAAAGUUCAGAUCCUUUUGACUGUAUUUCCAUUAGGAUUACACACGGGUGCAGUUUAUGCCUCUAAUGCGGUCAGUUCUGCUCAUAAUUGUUUGCACCAUUAUUGUUGGGUGCAUCGGUGAAAAGGAGGCUAAACAAAAAUGCAUGCCACACUUUUAAGACUUUAGUUGACACAAAAUGACAACCAUGUAUCAUUUCUAAUCAGGCACUUCUUUGUGUUGGUCUGUCAUAUAAAAGUUAUCCAAAAACACACAGGAAUGAGAAAAAAGUGUAUAUGAUGAAGACUCUGAUGAAGACUUUGAAAUCUUGUAUUUCUAUGUGCUUUUAUUGCUUUAAUUCAUCUAUAUUGAAAUUCCUAAAUUAUACACAAAUCAAUUGCCGAUCUUAUCGCUCUUUAAAAGCAGAUGGCAUGAUCUCAAUUGAUGAGACUACAUGUGGGAACUUUAGAUGAUUAAUGUCCCUUGUUUAAGUAAAUUACGGGCCUCUGAUUAUAUCAGCCUUGGCCUUUUUAAAGUAAAUGAGUUACUCCCUCCUUGAAAAAUAUGGACAAGAACAAUUGAUUACUCAAUCACUGGAGUGUUCAUUACUGACCAAGAAAAUUAAUUAUUGAUAAAAUGGCUAAUUCCAAACCAUCUAUGAUUUUUUUAUAUAAGGGAAUAGGUAGGAUAUUGUAAACAUAUGAUGGAAAAUGUCUUGUGGAUUCGCGUCCGUCGCGCAGAGGAGUGGAGCGACGUCUGUUUGUGAUCAGUCACACAUCCAAAUAGGGACCAAAAAGUUUUCCAACAGCAUUCGAUUAAUCUCCGCCUAGCUGUGGCCUGACAGAUAGCAGCAGGAGAGUAAGUGCUGGUCCGAGGAUCUCAGUUUGAGGGGCGCGUGAGGAAAGGUGAUGGCAUUUUAUCACUUCCCGGAGUGGUUUAAAGGGGGGGGGCACGUUGCAUCAACCAAACGGAGGUGCUCACAGCAGGGAUCAGCGCUCUUUGUUCACUUGGUGGUGAAGGCGAAAACACGUGUGAAACUGACUUUGGACGACGUGCACUGAUGGCAGAACAUGAGAGCCUUGUCUGGUUGCCACGCAUACAAAGGAUGAACCAAUCUGAUAGCAGUAAACUACGGUGUAAGGUAUGUCCACCCCCCGCAUGAAUGAAAAACAAAGCAGCGCAUGGCUGAGUUAGAAAACUUGAGGGUGGGUUAAGGGUCUUGGUGUACUGCUGGAAGUCAUCGGCCACCACGGCAUCAACGCAGGUUCAGUCCAGAACAGCUUUUCUCUCCCGGGUAUUUAGCUCUAUACGUCAACUCGGAUCAGCCCCUUUGCUCCAGCUUUAGCAAACCAACAGCAUGCUACAGCCACCACCAUGAGUGACUACAGGGUUUAGGGCUGAACGGUAAUUCAAUAACAAUAUCGAUGGAUGUAUAUCGAUGAUAGAAAAACAGGGUCAAUAAAAGUUCAAUAGAAUAAAAGUUUUCCUUCCUUUUUCAUUCUAGCCUAUCCUGUAGGACCAAUCCCAACCUCCCAACCAAUCACAACACAGACCCAGGAACUCUCUAAAAUGGCUAGGGCUGCACUUAAAAUAUAUGUUUUUUGAAGUUGUUGAUAAGUAUUGAAAUCGAUCAAUAUGAUUUCCAUUUUACCGAUGUGCUUUUUUCUGCUAUAUCGUCCAGCUCUAAUGGGGUUGUCUUCUUGUACACUGUUAAUUUUGUUAAAAUGGAUUAAGUUGCAAAAAUGCAAUCCUUCAGGUGACUUCUGAAGGAUUGCAUUUUGGUAAGGGAUAAUUGAUGAAAACAGGGUAUUUUUUAUUUUUUUUGUAAAGAAAUUUCAAAACCACAUAUGCUUUUUGGCUCUACUUCCCUUCUGCACUAGUUUGUGCCGGUCUAUCGCGCAAAAUCAUAUCUGAAUAACGCGGAAGACGUUGAAGGUCGGGGUUGUAAAGUGACAAAAUAUGAACACUAUACGCGUGAAACAGAUGAGGAGGACGUGUGGGGAGAACUGAAGUAGAAACGAGGCAAGUGGACCAUGUUUGGAGAAGCCUCAGCUACACGUCGGACAGGUCAGCCAGGAAUUCUGAUGUUCCUGUCAAAUCCCUCCAUCUGGUGAAUGUUACACCACCGUUUACUAUCCCUCGCGCUCCUUUCGCUGCAAACAGAAUUUGCUUCUUUGUGGUUUUAUGGUUGCAAGCUUCCCAUUUUAUGAGUCCACUAAACCGGCGGCGUAUUCGUUGGUAUGUCAAAUAGGACUAAAGUAAACAUUGUGUGUGUAUUCGUCAGAUCAUAAUGUGCCGUGAGAGCUAGCUGGGCUCCUGUUCAUACGGCUUGUGUCAAAGGGCUAAAAGGCGCUCCUUAUAUGGCGAGCGCGUGACGCGUAACGUUAGUCAGAGACAACUUUGGAUUGAAGGGGUCUCUGGCUUUUAUUCUAGAAGUCGUGGGUGUUGCUGGGAGUAUUCCCAACAAUCUUGAGCUGACGAAGAAGCACCUUCUCCAAAUUUGGAGAUUUUUUUUUAUUUAUUUAUUUUUUGGCUUUUGAUGAUGGAUAUAUCGCCGGAUUGUACGGAGCAAUUUGAAGUGCCUUAUCCAGAGUGACAUGAAUAAAUUGCUCUUUUUGAUCUUUGAAUUCUUUACGCAGAUUCAGUGUGAGUUUGUUGAGGCUGUGCACAUUUAAGAGAACUGCAAUCCAGUCUUCCCAAAUAUUAACCUAGAGUUUUUUGUUUUUUGUUCUUGCUCUGAGCUCCUAUUCUUUAGAUUCGAUAUGACCUAUUGCGGAGGAAAUGAAAAAUUAAGACUGAACUAAAAUAAGAAUUUCAAUGCCUUUAAUUCAUCAUCGCUAAAACAAUAAGCAGUCAUAGCAGUGACAAAUAUCAGUAAUAUAGCGUGCUGCUUAAGCUGAGUUCACAGUCACACAAAAAAACGUGCAGCUCAGCCUGUGUGUGUCUGUCACUGUUACAGAUCAGUGCUGUCAUUAAUUUGAGUGUGUGUGUGUGUGUGUGUGGUUGGGAUGUGCAUUGGUUGCUGUAAAAUAUUUUUAGACUUCUUGAGUUUUGGUAGGUUUUUUUGUUGUUGUUUUUUUUUUUAUUAAUUGCAUUGUUUGUAUGAAAGCAUCAACUUGGACAAAAAUAAUGUGACACAAAUCAAGGAAGUUCUGCCACCUGUCCUCAUUUUUUCCUGUUUAAAACAUUGUUUCUGCAGUAAAAAAAAAGAAAAGAAAAAGCUUCCAAAGACUCUGACACAGCUUUCUGUGCUAUAGAAAUAUAUGUAGUUACACAAUAUUGUACAUUUUAUAACACAUUUUGUAAAUCUGCAACUUUUAUCAUUGUACAGAGUGUAAAUGUAGUAUUGCAAAUUAUUCUAUGAUCCAUGUACAGCCAGUUUGUUGCUUUUUGUUUGAGAAAACGUUCUUUACAAUCUAUAGAUAUUGUGAUUUAUGAGAGAUAUAAUGACGGAGGGUAUGACUUAUAUGUGCAUUUUUAAAGUUUCAUGAUUUGCUGAAGAA